CUUCCCAAAAUGGUUGGCAAUCGCUCAAUCCGAUCAGCAAAACUUCAAGUACUCCUUCAUGCACUAGUACUGUAUCUCUUUCUCUUCUGCCCUUCUGCAACUCCAUUGAGCUUUGAGUUCCCGAGCUUUAAUCAAAGUGUUGUUCCAAAAUUAACUACCGAAGGAGCUGCUUUUAUAGACACCGAGUUUCUCCGCCUCACCAAAAGCGCAAAAGACGAGAAGCCGGGGGGAGUUGGUCGAGCCUAUUACAGUGAACCCUUCCUGCUCCGAGAUAAUGCCACCGGACUCGCCGAUUUCACCACAAAUUUCACGUUCUCCAUUUUUGCGCCGAAUGAUGCCGAAUUACCGUUUGGUGCCGCUGAUGGAUUAGCCUUUUUCAUAGCGCCAAACGGGUCCAAACUCAACAGUACCUCAGAUAGCGGCUUCUGUCUCGGCCUUCCCUUCAAUAAGCGGUACCCCUUUGUGGCGGUGGAAUUUGAUAUCUACAUGAAUACAGAUGAACUCAUCCCGGCACAAAUGAAACGGCCGACGACCAGUCCAAAGAACUUAAGGGCAUCAACGGAGAUCAUGUGGGUAUCGACGUCAACACUGUCAAGUCGUUGAAAGCCAAGACUUGGAAUGGUAGUAUUAUCAAUAAAACAGAUAAUGAUGUCCAGAUCAGUUAUAAUUCUAGCACCAAAAAGCUGAGCAUUGCAUUCACAACUUUUA
This is a messenger RNA of Argentina anserina (silverweed cinquefoil), 708 nucleotides long. RefSeq names its product seed lectin alpha chain-like. The record is from RefSeq and is a predicted model, not a curated record. NCBI's taxonomy places the organism in Eukaryota, Viridiplantae, Streptophyta, Magnoliopsida, Rosales, Rosaceae. The coding region runs from base 10 to 603 and encodes 197 amino acids. Gene Ontology annotation, molecular function: carbohydrate binding. The transcript has a single exon.